AUGCCAUCUUCUAAAGCCGAUCGUGGAGCUGGGGGUGGAAGGUUUACAGGUAUUUCGAGGGGAGGCCAAAGUGGAAGAGCACAGGGGAGAUGUGGUCCACAGGGGGGCCAGACCUCCACUUCCCGAGUAACGUGUGGAUAUUGUAGAAAAUCAAACCAUAUCGAGGAUAAUUGCUGGAGAAAGGCUUGGAAGUGUUUAAGGUGUGGAAGUACGGAGCAUCAGAUUGCUAACUGCCCACUUAUCAGUGAUGCACAGUCGACUGGCCAAGCGAACCCAAAACCAACCAAUGUAGGAGGGGUCAAGUCGAGGGUGCCAGCCAGAGUUUACUCUUUGGACCAACGAUCGGUACCUGAGCCGACGGAGGUAGUGGAAGGUACGAUUCCUAUUUUCCAUCGUUUAGCCAAAAUUUUGAUAGACCCUGGUGCCACCCAUUCUUUUGUUAGCCCCACCUUUAUACUUGAAAUUGAUGUGAAAACUGAAAGAUUACCAUAUGACUUAGAAGUAAGAACACCUACAGUGUUGGCUUUGUCCAAUGGGAAGGAUAGCUAUACGGUUUAUACCGAUGCUUUGAAAGAGGGGUUGGGGUGUAUUUUGAUGCAAAAUAGGAAUGUGAUUGCCUACGCAUCUCGAAAGUUAAAGGCUCAUGAGCAAAACUAUCCAAUCCAUGACUUGGAGCUUGCAGCUGUUGUGUUUGCCUUUAAGAAAUGA
Messenger RNA from Coffea eugenioides, 708 nucleotides. RefSeq lists its product as uncharacterized. The transcript has 2 exons. Bases 1 to 708 code for a protein of 235 amino acids. Gene Ontology annotation, molecular function: zinc ion binding; nucleic acid binding. The record is from RefSeq and is a predicted model, not a curated record. Lineage: Eukaryota; Viridiplantae; Streptophyta; Magnoliopsida; Gentianales; Rubiaceae.